UUUUUCUCGUGAGAAUUUUCUAUUCAAUAAUGUGAAUUUUAUCGUGAAAUUAUGUGUUUUUGUGUGCUUGUGAAUUUGUGAUAACUAUUGAAUGUGUAAACAUUGCGUUUUAUCGAAUUGCAGCAGUAUUCAUCUUUAAAAAAUCGUCUGAAAUGUUCUAGUUAGGUGCUGGACACACUUCCACACCUCGCGCUUUGUUUUGCUUUUGCACCCGAAGAGUGUUUUUUUUUUGUGUGCGCUUCGCCCCGAAGAGAAACAAAACCAUGGAAAAGUUCCUCAGCACCAAAAAGCACCACUUCGCCAUUGGUUUCGACACAACACCUGCGCAAUCGUCCGCAAUCGCUCGGUUCGUUCGGUCGAUAUUAUCUACUCUGAAUUCCGCGGCCGCCGUGUGAAGAAACGAAUCUAUUCAUCAUUGGCCACCCUUUCCUUCGGACUGGUCAAAUCGUUAGCGUCGUCGGGAAGUGCGUUUAAGUGGCUUAAAUUGAUUCGAAUUGGUGACUUCCGGAAGGUUGAAGGGAGAACCUCUUUUGUGAGAGAAUAUUAACCAGUGUGGCACUUGUUUUUGGGGGUCGAUAAAUCGGUGGCAGUGUAGAAGCAAGAAAUCUCCUCUCUUGGCCACAGCAAGCAAGCAAAUUGGAAACUGGAUCUGGGUUAGUGUUGUCUGCGACAAAAGAGUGGAAAAGGUGCAAACUUAAAAGUGCUUACUGGGGGGCAAGAAGGAUAAUGAGCUGCACGAAGCAGCGACAGAAUUGAAGGAUGGCCUCGACUCCGUCACCGGAAAGUGAAGAUUUCCCCGGCAGACUGCUGCAUCAGGCGGCUCUGUGGGACAAUGUGGAACUGCUGGAGGAUUUGCUGCAGGAGGAGGUCCACCUGAUCGACUGCUUGGACUCGUGGGGCCGGGCUCCGAUCCAUGCGGCGGCCAUCACAGCGGACUCCCGCUGUUUGCCCAUGCUGAUCAAUGCCGGAGCCAACAUCGACGCCACCUGUGGACCACGGGGCGAUAAUAAGACUGCAUUACACUUGAGUGCUGAACAUGGACACGUGAGCAAUGUCCAGGUGCUGUUGGACGCCGGGGCUUCCUUUGUGGCUAAGGAUAGGAACGGACUGACGGCGCUGGAUUUGGCGGAUCGCAGUGGACACGAGUCCUGCGUGAACCUGCUGAAGGAGGCCGCAGAUACCCGGGAGCAGAUCCGAGCCCAGAAGCACAAGAAUCUGCGCGAAGCGGUGGCAUCUUCGGACGAGACGCUAGUUCAACUGCUGCUGGACAACAUCGGUCCGGAGAGGGAGAUCAUCGUCAACAUGGCUCCGGGAGGAGCAAACACGCUUCUUUUCAUAGCUUCCCAGAACGGGUCCGAGCGCAUCGUUCAACUUCUGUUGGAUGCAGGGGCGGAUGGAAGGGCACAUGCUGUGACGCGUUAUUCUCCGCUCUAUACGGCGGUUCAUAACGGACAUAAGAAAGUUGCGUCGAUGCUGCUGGAACGAUUUCCGGAAUUGGUCCAGCAGUUGACGGUGGAGCGAUGGUUACCAUUCCAUGCAGCUUGUAUCAACGGGCACUGCUCGGUGGUUGAGUUGCUCAUCCGGAAUCAAUAUCCGGAGGAGUUGAUGAGUUCGUUCAGAAUCAAAUCACCCCUUUCCAGAGAUCCUAGCGGAGAGCUCGAGUGGCGUUUGGCCUUCGAUCCGAAUACCCAGGAUGUCACCGGUCAAACAGCCCUGUAUGUUAGUUGCCUUUUGGGGAAUCGGCAGUUGGUUGAAUUGCUGUUGAACUGGAAGGUCAAGUGUGUGAGGUAUUCGCUGGAAGAUGAUGGUGGAGGAGGAGCACGGGAAGCAAUCACUCCGUCUAGUAAUCCGCUGAGUCCUUCCAACCGGAGGAUAUCGUUCGGCAUUCAAUCGAUCAUGUCUCGAUUGAGUCUGGGGCGUGAUCAAGGUGAAGAUCGAGAUGAAAACACAGAGCUGCGAUGUCCUUUGGAUCUGAAUAUCUUGUGUGGAGCGGCUCGUGAGACCGCUUUACUGGCAGCAGUACGUGGAGGUUUCCUGGAUGUAGUUACGCUUCUGUUGCAGAACGGCGCGGAUCCCAAUGUGGUGGCGAGGGCCGUUGAAGACCAGAAUGAUCCCAAGGCUUCGGAUGAAAUCUACGGAUUUUCUAACGUUCCCCUGGCGGAAGCUACUCGUCAGAAAUCCUUAGCUAUGGUUGAUCUACUUCUCAAAUAUGGUGCCAAAGAUGAUCAAUCGAUAGCACUGGGUAUCGCUAUUCAAAACGCAGAUGAACAAAUCGUCUGCAGACUGUUGUCUAUCAAAGCACAUGCCGACCCGGACUAUAAGAUCAACAAGAAGGCCUUUGCCCAGGAGGCAGAAUAUAGCGCCUUUCCACUAGUCGGAAGUUUCACUUACAGUUCCUUAUUUCCCAGUACUGCUACCAUGAUCAAUUGGCAUAGCAAUAAUUAUCGUCUUGCGCUUAUUAAAAUGCCCUGGCUUAGCGAAGCCGUUCUCCAGUGUAAUCCAAAGUUGAAAGGUCAUCCUCGUUGUUACCAGCUAUCUCUAGGAGCCCUCACUCGCAUUGACAUCUCUCACAAUUCCCUUGCGCAUCUUCCACCCGAAAUCUUCUCUCUAGGUAGCCUCCGCUACCUAAACGCAGCACAGAACAAAAUUGAACGCAUUCCCCUGCCAGAAGACAUCGACGCCUGCUCGACGUAUCAACCCCAAAAACGUCGCACCUCCAAAACCUUACCACCCGAAUACAACUGCCCAGUGCUGGAAGAACUCUACUUACAAGACAACCGACUCGAGUACAUUCCUCCUCGACUCUUCCUUCUUCCCAGUCUGAGCAUCCUGGAUGUCUCCAACAACAAACUCCAAGAACUUCCGUUCGAGCUGUGGAAGUCUCCGAAACUGAAGGAGUUCAACGUCGCUUUCAACUUCCUCAAAGAUCUCCCAUCGCUACCAAACAUUGCCGAUCUGGGUACCGACGCUACAGAACCCCCUUCCCCAGUGACGGAAGCAUGUCUCUUCCACGCGUAUUCCUAUGAAGACAAUAGCGAUUCCCUCACCCGAAAUCGCCACGUUGCCAGCUUGGAACUCGUCAAGCAUCACAUCUGGUCAAAGUCCCUCGAAGUAACCGAUCAGGAGCUGCGCCUCCCAGAUUCCAAAAACGAUCACACCGUUUCGCAGCUAAGCAGCCUCAACCUUGCCAACAAUCUUUUCACCAGUAUUCCGCUUGCCCUACCCUGUCUUGCCGUGAACCUUACUCGCCUCAACAUGUCCUACAACAGCCUUCGCUCGAUGGGACACGUUACCAGCUAUCCGGCGUCUCUCAAACAACUGGAUCUGGGUCACAACGAAAUUAGUUGCUGGCCAAGCUUGCCACGGAUCGCUGCUUCCGAUCCGCACCUGAUGUGCUACAACCCGCAAGAACCAAAGAAGAACUCCUCCAAAAACUCCGUUGCCAGCUCGGGAAGCUCCAGUACGCCGUAUUCCAACGAGGUUACCGUUGUAAAGUCGUCCUCCAGUUCCAACAACAUAACGUCGCUGAGGACGGCAGUUCUCAAGAGCGUUUGCGUCCAUCGGCGUCACCUCCGGUUGGAAUCCUUGCGAACGUUGGUAUUGGCUGAUAACUCGUUGACGCGAAUCCAGCUAUCUACGGACGAUGUGACAACGCUCGGCGAAUCGGAAGAUGCGGAAUGGAGCUUGAUUGGGGUGGCCAAGUCGCGGUUGAUAUUCCCGAACUUGUCCAUGUUGGACAUCAGUAACAACUCGUUGAAGGAGAUUCCACCAUCGAUUCAUGAGCUGACCAACCUGAGCGUGUUGAACAUCAGCGGGAACAUGGAUAUAACGGAGUUACCGCCGCACAUGGGUUUGUUGUCAAGGCUGUGGAAUCUGAAUACGAGGGGUUGUUCGUUGCAGGAUCCGCUGAGAUCGAUGAUCGAGAGUAAGAAGUACAAGACGAUGGAUAUCAUUGGGUAUUUGAAGUCGGUGUAUGAGGACGCUCGGCCUUACGCGAGGAUGAAACUGAUGGUUGUGGGGGUUCAGGGAAUUGGGAAGACAAGCCUGCUGGACCAGUUGAGGAGUGAGGGUCCGACGAGAAACAAGAAGCAGGUAGAUCACUGGGCAAAACGAAUGGGGCAUAAGAAUAUCAACACGAAGACUAGUCGGGGGAUCAACAUGUCUACGGUUGGAGUGGAUAUUGGUGAUUGGAUCUGUGAGAAGAAAAUCAGAGGGCAUUCGACGCAUGGACCGGUGGUGUUCAGGACUUGGGAUUUCGGAGGGCAAAAAGAGUACUACGCUACACAUCAAUACUUCCUGUCGAAGCGAAGUCUGUAUCUGGUGUUGUGGAGGAUCAUCGAUGGGCGUAAGGGAUUGGCGGAAGUUUUGCAGUGGCUGGGUAAUAUCCAGGCGCGAGCUCCGAACUCUCCGGUUAUUAUUGUGGGGACACAUUACGACGCAGUUGGAGAGACAUUGCCAGCGAAGAAGGCGGAAGAGCUGCAGCAGAUCAUUAGAGACCGGUUCAUAGCGGUGUCCGACGCGGAGAAAAUUGGACUGCCGAGGGUUUUGGACUCCAUCGAAGUCAGCUGUAGAACUGGCCACAAUAUCAAACUGUUGGCGAAUCUGAUCUACGAUACGGCGUUUUCGUUGCGACCUCCGGGUUGCAAAGAGCCUCUUCUGUAUCAACGAGUUCCAGCGAGCUACUUGGCACUGGAAGAUGUUGUAGGUGCCAUAUCCUCAUCACUGAGGCAGUUCGGAGCAGAUCCGGUGCUGGAUGCCGAUCGGUAUCGAUCGAUGGUGACUCAGGAGAUGCAACUUCGGGGGUUCAAGGGUUUCCGCGAUUGGUCCGAGUUGAACCAAGCUACCAUGUUUCUCCACGACAAUGGCGUUCUUCUGCACUAUGACGAUGCGACGUUGCGCGAUUUGUACUUCUUGGAUCCGCAGUGGCUGUGCGAUAUGUUGGCACACGUGGUUACCGUCCGGGAGAUCAACCCGUUCGCUAGGACCGGGGUUAUGAAGAUGGACGACUUGCAGCAUGUGUUCAAGAGUUCUUGCCUGGGGAGCAGCGAUAACCGAGGGUACAUUGUCAGUUUGUUGAACAAAUUCGAAGUCGCCUUAUCGUGGGAUGCGAGAACCCUACUUAUUCCAUCACUUCUUCCUUUGGAAGAAGACAGCACAGCAGAUAGGGUAGUUACCGUUAAGAUCGCAACACGUUCCAAGGGAUGGGUUAUGCGAACGCGUCGCAAUCCGCUGAACACCAAUUUACCGACCUACGAGCCGGUCACAUCCGAACCACAGACGCCAACCCUGAACAACGCCUGCGAUAUCCAAACUCUACCCCGUCACGAACAAACCAUUUCUCGCCUGCUUCUGAUGUCUUACUUCCCAUCCGGCUUCUGGUCCCGACUCAUAACUCGGGUUCUGGCUGACGAUCAGGUCAUCGAAGCGAUCCGGUCCCUCUAUCCCCUUCCCAAGGACGUCUCAUCCGACCCGGACAUCAACCAAGUGCUGAACAUGUCGUCGCACUGGGCAGUCUGGCAAACGGGUCUAGCCCUGUACUACGGAUCAACGCUGGUGUUCAAAAUGAGGGAGAUCUCCGUGACCUGCCCGACCUCGCCUUAUCGCAACCCGAUGAACCGCUUCAAACUGAAACAGGACGGAAUCUGGUGCGAUAUUGAUCUCACUUCGACUUCGAUCUUGGAGAUAUAUUUCCCAUUCAAUGCGUUGAAGAUACGGAAACUGGACGAAGUCGGAGCGGAACUGGCCUCGGUGGAAAUCGAAGUCAAUGUACGGUGCCUGACGCAGCUUUUGGCACUCAGUGUAGAUCACAUCGAUUUGCUGCUGGAAGACUGGUACCCUACGUUGGGUACUCGGUUUGUGCAUACCUCGGAAGGUCGCUUCUUGGUGACCAGGUUGGUUCCAUGCCCGAAAUGCCUGCGUGAUUGCGAGGACCGACACGUUCCGAAUUUUCCUUCGCAAGUGAAGUCAAGUUCCGGAGUGAUGGGCACUCAACGACCCAUGAUGCACAAACGGCUGAGUGUCGACAGGAGGCAGGAGUUCGGGGAGUCCAGUGGGUUGAACGAGUUGCCGGGUAUAUUGAACGACUUGGUUCCUUCGCGUAAGUCACAGGACUCGGUUGGGUGGUCCGAUUGUGAUUCUGGGGUAGGGCAGGAAUCGGCCGAUAGCUCGCGGGCUACUUCCAUCGAAGGCCAUCCCCUUGUGAACGCAGGGGAUAUGCCAGGGCCUCCAAGCUACUCGUGGAUGGUGGAAGAAUGCAUUCUGGCUGCGUACGAUAAGAAAUCGGUGGCCUGUCCGAUCCAUGGGGAGAUCGAUCUGAGCCGGAUCACUCCGGAUGUGAAUUUCCUGGAUCUCUCGGAGAACUACGUGAUCAAGUCAGGUGAUAUCACUCGAGGGCCACUUCUAGGACGUGGAGCGUUCGGCUUUGUGUUCAAAGCAACGUGCAAGACCCGCGGUUCUAAGACCAUUAUCCCGGUAGCGAUGAAGAUGCUGCAACCGGUCGCACCGGGUCCGCGAGCUCGUCAAAGUGCCAUCAUAGCGUACAAAGCUGCCCUCGGAAAGUGGGAACGCGAUCCGUUGCAGCACUCGUGCAAGGCUUACUGUACAGCGCGGCAGGAGUUGGCCGUUCUUCUGACGCUACGCCAUCCGAACAUCGUUCCGUUGAUUGGAGUCUGUACGCAACCGUUGGCGCUGGUGCUGGACUUGGCUCCGAAGGGGGCGCUGGAUGCCGUGCUGCGCCACUUUCGUCGAAGUGGCGCUCGCAUCGGUCCGUACUGUUUCCAAUCGCUGGUUCUCCAGGCAGCCAAGGCCAUGGAAUAUCUGCACCGGAGGAGGGUAAUCUACCGUGAUCUCAAGGCGGAAAACAUCUUGGUGUGGGAGUUUCCCGAACCUCAUGCUGACGACCACCCGUCGAACGCGGUGCACAUCAAGGUGGCGGAUUACGGCAUCAGUCGGAUCACGCUGCCGUCCGGUUCCAAGGGCUUCGGGGGUACCGAAGGCUUCAUGGCGCCGGAAAUCAUGCGUCACAACGGCGAGGAGGAAUACACCGAGAAGGUGGACUGCUUCUCGUUCGGGAUGUUCCUGUACGAGCUGAUCGCGCUGCGGCAACCGUUUGAGGGUCACGAAGCGGUCAAGGAGUGCAUACUGGAGGGUGGGAGACCGGUUUUAACACAGCGGGAGACUCAUUUUCCGUCGUAUUGCUUGGAUUUGAUGGUUCUGUGCUGGGAUCAGCAGCCGAAGGUGCGACCUUCGGCCAGUCAGAUUGUGUCCAUCGCUAGUGCACCAGAGUUUACGCAUCUGAUAGAUAUAAUCUCGCUGAGUCAUCCGGGGAAUACCAUGGACGGAAUUGCUUGUCCGAUUGCCAGCGUGGACGAUGAAACGGUUAUCUCCGGGCAUGAAUUGUGGUUGCCUUGCUCCAAUUCACGGAUCGAUAUUCUGCAUGGGUCAAUCAAGGGAUGGCAGCAGUAUCAUCGGAUAAUGUGUCCUCAGAUUGGGACGCCGGUGAAAUCGGCCAAUGGAAGCGGGUAUCACUCGCAACCAACGACUCCUCAUCAGGUGAAGCAGAUCAAGUUGAUGGUAGCGUGUAUUGUAGAGAAGGCCGUUUGGAUUGGAGAUGCUGAAGGUAACAUCUACGCAUUCAACGCUUCGGAUUGUGUUCACCAGUUCUCAUAUGCGCUGGAACCUGCCCAACCGUGUCCGGUAGUGGCGUUAGUCUACCUGAAAAAGUUUAGUAGAGUUGCUGCAGGCUUGGAGAACGGUCGCAUGUUCCUAUUGGACUCGACCCUAACGCCGAGCACUUCCGUAUCGGCUGAGGGCAGUUUUGUGUUAUCUGAACUUGGGUCCGGAGAACGAUUGUACAGUGCUUGUCCGCUCUGGAAGAACGACUCCGAAUGCGAACUUUGGUGUGGCGAAACGGACGGGGCGAUGAACGUGUUCUCGCUGAAAAACACCCACGUUUCUGGUCAGCAUCACUUGACUCACUUCCAAACGCCGCUUCCUACUCGAGGACUAACGGUGGCCCUGUUGUGCGCCUCGGAUGACUGGGUCUACUCGUACGUUGCUCCAGGUUGUAUCUUGUACCAGUGGCGAUCCACGGGCAAGCAAAUCGAAAACCGGCUGGACUGCUCGAAACUGGUCCCGUGCUCGGAAAGUCUCAAGAGCAUCGCCAUCGACGAGCAUCUCAGCCCAGGCAAAUGCCAAAUAUCCGCGAUGGCUGCCCUGAACGGAGAACUGUACGUCGGAACCACGUGGGGUUGUAUCAUCAUCAUUGAGAAGCAAACCCUCCGGCCGAUCACGAUAUUCCGUCCAUUCGAGGAGGAUGUUCGCUGUAUCGUCCCGCUGUACGGUGGUCCGACUCCGAUGCUGGUCACCAUUGGGCGCGGUUAUCGAUCCUUGAUCGAUCGCUACACAGACGUGACCACGGGCCAUGUGACUACGCCCUCGGCGGGUGCUCCGGAUAAGCGCUUGAAGGAGUCGUUGCUGAAGGAUCGAUCCAACAACAUGCACGCCUUGAUCUGGACCGCCGAACACUGGACACCGAUUUAGGGAUUUUCGCGUUUUUUUCGAGUAGGUGUUUCGAAUUGUUCUGUGAUUUAUGCGAAUUAAAAGAAAUAGCUUUUAAGUCUUCAAAUGUUUCCGAUGUUCGUAAUUUAAAAUUCCUUUUCAAAGACGUGUUUUUGAAUGAUAAGAGAUGGAAUAAAACCCAAAAGAAUUAUAUCGCA
This is a messenger RNA of Aedes aegypti (yellow fever mosquito), 8717 nucleotides long. It is a transcript of the gene Lrrk, whose product is annotated as leucine-rich repeat serine/threonine-protein kinase 1. Bases 760 to 8541 code for a protein of 2593 amino acids. Gene Ontology annotation, molecular function: protein kinase activity; protein binding; ATP binding. Lineage: Eukaryota; Metazoa; Arthropoda; Insecta; Diptera; Culicidae. The record is from RefSeq and is a predicted model, not a curated record. The transcript is spliced from 11 exons. Gene Ontology annotation, biological process: protein phosphorylation.